CGACUUUCUGCCGGCCUCCUUCGCACUCCUUAGGCUCUGCGUGGUGACGCAGCCAGUGACUCGCCUGAGCGCUAAAGCUCAGGCCUGUGGAUCCUGUAGGGCUGCGCUCGGCCCUGGUCUCCUCAGCGAAGACUGCCCUUCCUUCCUUCCUUCCUUUCUCCCUCCCUCCCUGGCCCCAGCCCCAGCCCCGGAAGGAAAGCGGAAAAGGAAAGUUGAAGCGCAGGAGAAACUGCAGCCCGCCGGCAAAGGCCAGACUCGGGUACUUGCUGGUGUGUGGAGAGCAGCUGGCAAAAGACGGGCACCGGCUCUUCCUCCUUCUCUUCACACUGAUAAACGGCCAAGUGAAACUUGUCUGCAUGCAGCCUCUUGAAGGAAGCCGCCGCAGGGACCACCGACAGCAGCAAGACGGAAAUAUGCUUUGAAAGUAUACUCAAGAUACCAUGGCCUGUCUUACAAUAACAGAGAUGGAAGGGCCGACAUCAUCUGCUGUUCAACAGAAUGGUGGCAUCCUUGGGAAUUCAGCCCUUCACACAGCAAGAGAACCAUUGCUUCGGGUUUAUCUUUAUCAUUCCCCAGGGAAGGUGGAAGGCGAUUAUCUACAGUUUCCAGCUGAAGAAUAUGUUGCAGAAGAGAUCUGUAUGGCUGCCUGUAAGGCUUGUGGUAUCUUGCCAGUCUACCAUAACAUGUUUGCAUUAAUGAACCAGGCAGAUAGAUGCUGGUAUCCUCCAAACCACACCUUCCAAGUAGAGGGAUCAGCCAAUGACACCAUACUGUAUCGAUUAAGAUAUUAUUUCCCUCACUGGUAUUCUAAUGGCAGUACACGAGCAUACCGAUAUGGUGUUUCUCGGGGUGCAGAGAGUCCUGUUCUUGAUGAUGUUGUCAUGUCUUAUUUGUUUGCCCAGUGGCGUGAAGACUUUGUCCAUGGAUGGGUAAAGAUGUCUGUUACUCAUGAAACACAAGAAGAGUGUCUCGGCAUGGCUGUUCUAGACAUGAUGAGAAUGGCGAAAGAGAAGGACCAAACUCCCUUGGCUAUCUAUAAUUCUAUCAGCUACAAAAUGUUUUUGCCCAAAUGUAUCCGAGAAAAAAUCCAAGACUAUCACAUUCUAACACGAAAAAGAAUAAGGUACAGGUUUCGCAAGUUUAUUCAGCAAUUCAGCCAAUGCAAGGCAACUGCCAGAAAUUUGAAACUGAAGUAUCUUAUAAACCUGGAAACCCUACAGUCUGCCUUCUACUCAGAAGUGUUUGAAGUAAAGGAGCCUGGCAGAGAGCUUUCAGAAGAAGAGAGUUUUGCAACCAUUGUAAUAUCUGGAAAUGGAGGUAUUCAGUUGUCCAGAGGGAAACAUAAAGAUAGUGAAACACUGACAGAACAGAACCUACAGACCUACUGUGAUUUUCCUGAUAUCAUUGAUGUCAGUAUUAAGCAAGCAAGCCAGGAAGGUUCCAGCGAGAGCAGAAUUGUAACAAUUCACAAGCAGGACUCCAAGAAUCUGGAAGCAGAGUUUCAUUCAUUAAGAGAAGCUCUUUCUUUUGUGUCGUUAAUUGAUGGCUAUUAUAGAUUAACUGCAGAUGCUCAUCAUUACCUCUGUAAAGAAGUAGCACCCCCUUCAGUGCUUGAAAAUAUCCAGAGCAAUUGCCAUGGUCCAGUUUCAAUGGACUUUGCAAUCAAUAAACUGAAGAAAGCUGGCAGUCAGACUGGGUAUUAUGUUCUUCGUUGCAGUCCAAAAGAGUUUAAGAAAUACUUUCUGACCUUUGCUGUGCAGCGGGACGGCAUCACUGAUUACAAACAUUGUUUAAUAACCAAAAGUGAAAAUGGUGAGUAUAAUCUCACUGGUACAAGAAGAAGCUUUACAAACCUUCCAGAUUUGUUGAAUUGUUACCGGACAGAAACUGUACGAUCAGACAGCAUAAUUUUCCAGUUUACCAGAUGCUGCCCUCCAAAGCCAAAAGAUAAAUCUAACCUUUUGGUAUUCAGAAGCAAUGGAGUGUCAGAUAUACCAACGUCUCCCACCUUGCAGAGGCAUAAUAACAUCAACCAGAUGGUCUUUCACAAAAUCUCAAAUGAAGACUUGAUAUUUAAUGAAAGCCUUGGGCAGGGUACAUUCACCAAGAUUUUCAAAGGUGUGAGGAAAGAAGAAGGAGACUAUGGCAAGGUGCAUGAAACUGAAGUCCUGCUGAAAGUUCUGGAUAAAGUUCACAGGAACUACUCUGAGUCUUUCUUUGAGGCAGCAAGCAUGAUGAGUCAGCUUUCUUACAAGCACCUGGUAUUAAAUUAUGGAGUUUGUGUGUAUGGAGAAGAAAAUAUUCUUGUACAGGAGUUUGUAAAGUUUGGAUCAUUGGACACUUAUUUGAAGAAGAAUAAAAAUUCUAUAACCAUCCUGUGGAAAUUGGAAGUUGCCAAGCAGCUAGCAAUGGCCAUGCACUUUCUGGAAGAUAAAAACCUUGUUCAUGGAAAUGUAUGUGCAAAAAAUAUUUUGCUUAUCAGAGAAGAAGAUAGGAAGUCGGGGAACCUUCCUUUUAUCAAGCUUAGUGAUCCUGGCAUCAGCAUUACAGUGUUGCCAAAAGACAUUCUUCUUGAGAGAAUACCCUGGGUUCCACCUGAAUGCAUUGAAAACCCCAAGCAUCUGAGUUUGGCAACAGACAAGUGGAGCUUUGGGACCACCCUGUGGGAAAUCUGCAGUGGGGGAGACAAGCCUCUUAGUGCACUGGAUUCUCAGAGAAAACUGCAGUUUUAUGAAGACCGGCACCAGCUUCCUGCUCCAAAUUGGACAGAACUGGCCAAUCUAAUAAAUAACUGUAUGGAUUAUGAGCCAGACUUCAGGCCUUCUUUCAGAGCAAUUAUACGUGACCUUAACAGUUUGUUCACUCCAGAUUAUGAACUAUUGACAGAAAAUGACAUGUUGCCAAAUAUGAGAACUGGUGCACUUGGAUUUUCUGGGGCUUUUGAAAGCAGGGACCCAACCCAUUUUGAAGAGAGACACCUCAAGUUCUUACAGCAGCUUGGCAAGGGUAAUUUUGGUAGUGUAGAGAUGUGUCGAUAUGACCCACUGCAGGACAACACAGGGGAAGUGGUAGCUGUUAAAAAGCUGCAGCACAGCACAGAAGAACAUCUGCGGGACUUUGAAAGAGAAAUCGAAAUUCUCAAAUCCUUACAACAUGACAACAUUGUCAAGUAUAAAGGAGUCUGUUAUAGCGCUGGUCGGAGAAACCUGAAGUUGAUAAUGGAAUAUUUACCCUAUGGAAGUUUACGCGACUAUAUCCAGAAACAUAAAGACAGACUGGAUCAUAAGAAACUCCUUCAGUAUGCUUCACAGAUAUGCAAGGGAAUGGAGUAUCUGGGCACAAAAAGAUACAUUCACAGAGAUCUUGCAACGCGGAACAUCUUGGUGGAGAAUGAGAACAGAGUUAAAAUUGGAGACUUUGGCUUGACAAAAGUUUUGCCUCAAGACAAAGAGUACUACAAAGUAAAGGAACCAGGCGAGAGUCCUAUAUUUUGGUAUGCUCCAGAAUCACUGACAGAUAACAAGUUUUCUGUGGCCUCAGAUAUGUGGAGCUUUGGUGUGGUUCUGUACGAACUCUUCACGUACAUAGACAAGAACAAAAGCCCUCCAGCGGAAUUCAUGCGCAUGAUUGGCAAUGAUAAGCAAAACCAGAUGAUCGUGUACCAUUUGAUAGAGCUUUUGAAAAAUAACGGACGGUUGCCAAGACCUGAUGGAUGCCCUGAUGAGGUUUAUGCCAUCAUGACAGAAUGCUGGAAUAAUAAUGUGAGCCUGCGACCCUCCUUCAGGGACCUUGCUCUGCGAGUGGAUCUCAUAAGGGAGAGCAUGGGCGGAUGAGAUUGCUGGAAUUUAUCUGGAGGGACACACUGGCGUACGGAACAAAUAUGUUCUUUGGAUGGUUGCAGAUGAUUGGUUUCCCUUGCACUGCCAUAUGCAUUCAUCUUGUCUGAGGACAGAGGUUGUUGAGAAUCAUAUCUGAACUUGCACACAAUGUGUACAAAUUCUGCUUAGUUUCUUCAUCAAGAAUACUACAAUGAUACACCAAUGAAAAGCACUUUGGCUUUCUGAAAAGCAAAAUAGCAUAAUACAUGUCCAGUCUGCAAUCACCAUGGUUUGCCUUGUAGAGUCAUAGCACAGUUGUACCAAAAGAAAUUCAAGCAGGGAAGAUGAUAGAAGGAUGAGGAAACUGAAUUAAGAGACUGAAGAUAAGUCUAUAUGAUGGCUGCCUUGGGUUGCUGCUGAAAUGAAGGUGACAGUGAGCAGCUGACCUGUCAUACUUCAUUAUGUUGGAAACAUCUUGGGUCCAGUUUAAUGAUGCCACUAGAAGCGUCCAUGCUAAGUUGCACCACAUUUAAGAAAGACAUAUAUUUGCACUUAAACAACAUGCAGAACUGUAUGGGAAUACAGAGAUCCAGAUACACCCUGUACCAUUCAUUGUCAUUGUUUAUGGAUGUUGUCUUGAUUUCUACAUGGUAACUUUUGUCCAUUUUGCCUGCCACAAAAGGUGACUGUUUAACAGACAAAGGUUUUUUCAUCUAGAUGACCAAUAACAUAAUUGGUUUUGCAUAAAUGUACAUUUUUCUGGAUCGUUUGUGGCUAUGCAAUAAGUGAGAGAUUGAAGAAUUUUUAAAAACAGACAAUUGAAGUGUGUGGCAGAAAGUCACAGUCUCUACCAAUCUGUGGUGAGAGAAGAAAGCAGCCCUGACUGAGCAUGAGGCUGGUGUGUGGGUCAUGGAAGAGACCAAUGCUGGUGCCAACAGGAGGAACUGCUUAAGCCUGGCAGCUGUUCAGAGUAGAGUGUCAGAUGCAAAAUGCAUAGCUGCAUUCUCUGCAAACUACAGCAUGCAAAAAGAAAACCCAGGAGAUGUCGUGAAUCUUUUCCUCACUGAACAGAGAGGCUUGACAUUCUUACCAUGCACAGCACAAGGGCUUGUGUUUUAUGAAUGGGGUUAUAUAAUUUUUACAAUGUCCAGGCAUAAUGGCUUCUCUUUAGAACAAGUCAAAUGUAUAUUUUUGGAUAGUUUAUUGGGCAAUUUUCUAUGUGCCUGUCUGAGCCAAUCACUGGCCAGCAAUAUGAGCAGAGAUACAUACUAAGGCAGAGUGAAAUAUUGUAUAUGUUUUGAAGGAAAGGGAUCAAAUUAUAUUUUUUUUUCAAAAAAAAUGACUGCUGAAAAUUGCAUUUUUUAGAUGAACAAGUAUAUAACUGUCUAUUUUCUUAAGUGUGCAUUGUGGAUGUGUUACAUUCUGUUUGUCUCCUAAAGGUACAGGAAUUUGCAAGCAUAUCAUAGCAGCUUAAUAUUUUCCAAAUGCUGUACCUUUUCAUCCUUGCCAAUCUUAUCACAUGCUUCACUUUUCCUCCCCCCCCCCCCUGCAUUUUUUGCAGGGUGGGUUAUUCAGAUAAAAAUGGAAAGCAAUCUUCUAAUGUAACUAAGAACAAAGGGGGCCCAAGAGAGUACCUUUAGGCUGUUGAAUAAGUUGGCUGUUUGUAGUAGCAGCUCUGUGAUUCUGCUUGCUUAAUUUUACUGAGUAAUUUGUAAAAUAAAACUGAGACUUAGUGCAGUUUCUUCAGCUCCAAGCUCUGGGAUGUAGAUACGUUUUUUCAGAGGUAACAUACAGAGUAGCCAGCAGUUACCCUUGGCCAUUUUUCUCUGGCUAGAAGUUUUGGAGCUGUCCCUGGAGUUCAACAGAAAUGGACAAUUUGCCUCAUCGCCUUGCUUGCCCACCCAGACACAAUUCAGAGGAAUAUUUGUUUUCAAGUGUGAUGCUUGCUUCCUUCCUUAAAGGAAUCCAGAGGGGAAGUGGGUGAAACAAGACAGCUGCUCUGAAACAUAUGUGAAAUGUUCCAAACGUUUGAGCAUUUGGAAUGUAGCCUUGAUGGCACCAUGCCAUAAAUCCACUAGUUUAUGUAUGUGCCUCAAACUGAGAGGAGACAUGUAGCAAUGCAGGUUAUAGAGGAUGAAAAAGUACCUCAGAAAAGUUGCAAAUAUUUACCCAUAAGCAACAGCAUCAGACCAGGCCACUGUGGACCCCAGAGUACUUGAUAGAACUGGCCUAGUGGCUCCAAUGCAUGUGUUAAGUUUUACAUCCAUCCUUACAGGACUUUCCUUGGUCUCUCUUACAAGUAGUGGUAUGCUUCACCUGAAUUUGUUUGUAAAGGAAAAUGGGAAAUGUCUAGCUGGAAGGGAUCACACAGUCUGUGUUGUAUACUUUAUUCAGGCAGCACCUUUGCAGAUGUUUUAAGAGUAAGGAGUUGUGUCAAGCAAUUGGAGCAGGCAAGGGGGCAGAAGCCAGGGUCAAAAUCGUACCUACUUGUGUUUUAUAACAGUAUGUUAUGUUUGAGCUACUGAAAUUUUUUAGAUAGCAUUUUAAGAGGCAAGGAACGCAAUAUAAGGUAUCAGGAUAAACGAAAUAGUGUGACACUAAUGGAAAUGCAUUGUCUGUCUGAUAAAGGGUUUUAUGUUCUGUGUAAAGAAAAAAAGCUCAGGGAAGUUUGUGAAAUGCAAUGUAGAGAUCUUCCAUAGUACUGUUUUUUCCCUAUGUGAAUAAAAGCCUUUGCUUAUUCUAAUAAAGUAUGUCUAAUUUUCUUAAAUUGAAUGCCAACUUGCAAGUGAUAGGCUUCCUAUGUUUAUUAUUCUGUUUUUUAGAAAGUUGAGCUUUGUAUAUUGCAAUUAGGUAUUUUCAUCAGGCUGGGACUAAGUGGUUCACAGUUCAAAUGGAAAUUUAGGUUCCAGCUGGGAUAAGGACUUAAGAUAUGCAGUGGAAGAACAAUACUCCUGUCUCCAUUAUUUAAGCCUCCUGCCCGUGUAUUGAUGUGAAGUGUCUUGGGACACGUGUAGAUAUAACCCCUUCAAUUCAGUAUAUAAGUGCAGUUGACUUAGACUUUGUGGGUUCUAAGAAUCUGAUCAAAAACAUACUCCUGGGUUAUUUGGAAUUUGUAGAGGAAAUGAUAGCCUCAUGCAUGUGUCUGAAUAUUUCUGCAUGUUCAUGGAGACUUUCCCAAAUUUUAAUUCCAGUUGCAUUCCCCCAUGUUUGGUAUUGGAUGCUGCCCUAGGUAGUUCCCCUAACCUCAAGGAGCAGCUUUUGGAGGGGUACAAAAGGCUGUGGAAUGGAGAAGGGGGCACAAAUUGUUUAUGUGAUUUCAUGUUUCUUAAUUAAAUCACUCAGUGAGGGGGGGCCCACAUCGUACAAAUGGCAGUGCCAGCUGUAAUAUUUUGAAUCCAGCACACUUCAGAAAUAUGCUGUAUUUGCAGUAUUAACUGUGUACAUAUCACAUAACAUUAUACAAUCUGUGUACUAAAAUAUGCACUAAACAAUUGUUUUCCAACAUUUGGUUUAUCAUGAUACCAAAAAUUGCUAUGAUUUGCUGCGGAAGAAAUGCUACACAUUCAGUAUUGCUGCUAUAAAAUAAAGUGAAAAUUCUAGCUUUUUAAAAAUGAAAUUAAUUUUGAUAAGAUGUUAUAAAACUUGGUUGCUUGAAUUUACAGCUACAAGUACUCAUCUGUGGUUCAUUAAAUAGCAACAUGCUAAAUUUCAAAAUUAUCUGCUUUUGUUCCAGAGAGUUGAAUCUGUCCCAAAAUAAGUAAAAGAAGGCAAAAUCAUAUGACACUGUGGCUUAAAACAGAAACAGAAAAUUAGCACGAUCUUGAGUUUGUAAGAAACACUUCCACAGUUCUUGGGCACCUGUUACUGUAUCAGCUGUACCAACGUAUCUCAAGAGUAUUAAAUGUUUUCAAAAAUCCUA
Molecule: messenger RNA, 7737 nt
Organism: Heteronotia binoei (common prickly gecko)
Lineage: Eukaryota; Metazoa; Chordata; Lepidosauria; Squamata; Gekkonidae
Gene: JAK2
Product: Janus kinase 2
Exons: 24
Coding region: 441-3833 (1130 amino acids)
Biological process (GO): cell surface receptor signaling pathway via JAK-STAT; peptidyl-tyrosine phosphorylation; cell differentiation
Cellular component (GO): membrane; cytoskeleton; cytosol
Molecular function (GO): histone binding; non-membrane spanning protein tyrosine kinase activity; cytokine receptor binding
Source: RefSeq, a predicted model, not a curated record